Messenger RNA from Mycotypha africana, 832 nucleotides. RefSeq lists its product as uncharacterized. The record is from RefSeq and is a predicted model, not a curated record. The transcript has 2 exons. The coding region runs from base 48 to 683 and encodes 211 amino acids. Lineage: Eukaryota; Fungi; Mucoromycota; Mucoromycetes; Mucorales; Mycotyphaceae.
AUGAUGACACACCCAGCACUACUAGCACUCCUCUGCCUCCCCCUCAAAUGUCCCCUUAUCAAGCUGCAGCUCAUCGUGGUAUUAAAGCCAACAGCAAUAAGCUCGCUCCACCCAAGGUCACUACUGCUGCUCGAAGAGCUGCUGUACGCCUGUUCCAACCUGCAUCAUCAAAUCCAGGUUACCAAUACAUUCACCUUCCCUGCCGUGUUCGCCAUAAGUUGAAAGAAUUACGUGCUAAACUUGCUGCCAUACACAUCAACCCAUCGCGCAUCCUGGAUAUCCAAUAUCCAGCUAAACAAACCGUCAGCCUAUUGGUGCACAACGAUUAUGCACCUAUCGUUAAACAACGUCUCACCAAAGCCAAGGUUCCUAUUCUUGCAGACUUUGAUCCCUUAUCUGGUACUAUCCUCCAUAAUACCGAACUAGCCGCUCUCCCAGAGGCAGAAAAACAAGCCAAAGCUCGUGAGUUCCAUACCCUCCGUUGCCUCAGAGCCCUGGAUUUCAUUCGCACUCCAGUAGCCUACGCUGUAGCCAAGACCUUCUUGAUCAACACCUGGAUCACUCAAGAACAUAUAGACCAAUUACGAAAGGGCAUCCCUUUCUUCCCUUCUUCAUCGAAAGAUUCCCAGCAAUCCUGUUGUAUUUGCUUAUUUAAAAAAUUGAUAACAGUUGUAAGUCGAUGACUAUGAACUUAGGUGUCUUUAUUAUUCUUCAGAUGAAGUAGAAGGAUUAUUUACUUUGCCUAUAUCUUGUUCUAUGUUGUACAUAACCUAUAUUAGAUGCAAUAUAGAUAGACCGUGGUAGAAUGUAUUCUCUACCUGGUUGUACGUAC